GCCAAAUAUAGAAUUUGAUGCAGGAAGAAGAGGCAGUUCAGUGCUCAGUGCCAGGUUAAUAACAUCGAGAAGCCCACUCACACAUCUCAGGACUGAACCUGAUGUCCAGGAGUGAGCUGAAGUGAAACUGCAGCAAAACAGACCACCCUGCAGCCAGCUACCUUAGCAUCCAAUCACCAUGCCUGAACAUCACUGGUGUUCUGAUAUGCAUACUUAAAUACAGCUACUGGUACAAAUAAAACAACGAUAAAUCAGUGCUUCCUGGCUUCUGACCAGCUUAACUUCCCUGAGAUGGCCGUGCAUCUGUUGUGGUGACCGUGGUGGAGUGCGCGAGGUCAGAAUCAGCAUGCGUCCGUGGGCGGGGUCCUGGCGCUGGAUAGCCCUGGUGCUGCUGGCCUGGGGGACGCUGCUCUUCUACAUCGGGGGCCACCUGGUGCGGGACAGCGAAUACACACCUCGGUCCAGCAGAGAGCUGGCCAAAAUCCUCACCAAACUGGAGCGCCUCAAGCAGCAAAAUGAGGACCUGCGGCGCAUGGCACAGGCACUGAGGAUUCCUGAAGGACAGUCUGAUCGGCCUGUGUCUGCAGGCAGGCUGCGCUCUUUAGAGGAGCAGCUGAGUCGAGCAAAGCAGAAAAUACACAACUACCAGAGGCUGUUUGGAGAUGCUGGUCCGGGCCGUGAGCAGGAAGAGUACAGGCGGAAGGUGGAGAAAGGUGUCAAAGAGCUGUGGUACUUUGUUCGCAGUGAAGUGAAGAAACUGAGCCAUGUGGAUCCAGCAGUGCUGCAGAAGCACACAGACACAUUGCUGCAGGAUCUGGGACACCAGCAGAGGUCCAUCAUGACGGACCUGCACUACCUCAGCCAGGCAGACGGAGCUGGAGAGUGGAGAGAGAAGGAGGCGAAGGAUCUGUCCAUCCUGGUUCAGAACAGGAUAUCUUAUCUACAGAAUCCCCCUGACUGCAGUAAAGCGCGGAAGUUGGUGUGUAAUAUUAAUAAGGGCUGUGGUUAUGGCUGCCAGCUGCACCAUGUGGUUUACUGCUUUAUGAUCGCUUACGGCACCCAGCGCACACUCAUCCUCGAGUCGCACAACUGGCGCUAUGCCAACAACGGCUGGGAGACCGUCUUCAGGCCGGUCAGCGAUACCUGCACUGACCGCACAGGAGCGUCCACCAGACACUGGUCAGGCGAGGAUAAUGACCGGGAAAUCCAGGUGGUGGAGCUGCCCAUAGUGGACAGUCUUCACCCCAGGCCCCCCUACCUGCCCCUGGCCAUCCCGGAGGACCUGGCCCCCCGGCUCCAGCGUCUCCAUGGCGACCCUUCGGUCUGGUGGGUUUCUCAGUUUGUGAAGUAUCUGGUACGUCCGCAGGCCUGGCUGGAGAAGGAGAUGCAGGAGGCCAGCGUCAAACUGGGCUUCAAACAUCCAAUUAUCGGAGUGCAUGUGAGACGCACGGACAAAGUCGGAACGGAGGCGGCGUUUCACCCCAUAGAGGAGUACAUGGUGCACGUAGAGGAACAGUUCCAGUAUAUGGCCCAGCGCAUCCAGCUGGACAAAAAGAGAGUUUAUCUGGCCACUGAUGACCCAUCACUGCUACAGGAGGCCAAAAAUAAGUACCCAGACUAUGAGUUUAUCAGUGAUAACUCCAUCUCGUGGUCAGCUGGACUGCAUAACCGUUACACAGAGAACUCUCUGAGGGGAGUUAUACUGGACAUCCACUUCCUGUCCCAGACUGACUUCCUGGUUUGCACUUUUUCCUCACAGGUUUGCAGGGUGGCGUACGAGAUCAUGCAGACGCUCCACCCAGACGCCUCCUCCUUCUUCUAUUCUCUGGAUGAUAUUUACUACUUUGGAGGGCAAAACGCUCACAAUCAGAUCGCCAUCUACCCGCACCAGCCCCGAAACACCGAGGACAUCCCGCUGGAGCCUGGCGACGUCAUCGGAGUGGCAGGAAACCACUGGGAUGGCUUCUCCAAGGGCAUAAACCGCAGGCUGGGCCAAACAGGCCUGUAUCCAUCCUACAAAGUGAAGGAAAAGAUCGAAACGGUGAAAUACCCCACUUAUCCUGAGGCGGACAAACUGAUCACGUCACAGAGGAAGAAAUAAUGAAGGAAACGUGUUUUUCUGUCAUGACAGAUUGUUCUCAAAAAAAAGAAGCAAAAGGUUUCGUGCUUUCUGUUCCGGGGCAUUGUGUUUGAUAUAUGACAAAUGAAUCAAAACGGAAGGACCUGAUGAGUUCACUAAGGAAAACGAGAGAGAGACCUAGAGAGAGUGAAGGAGAGAGAGGGAAUCUUUUUUUUCCUACAGGACUGUGUUGGUUUUUUUUCCUUUUUUUUUCCAAGAGGUUGCUCAGAUAAGUGAUGACACAUAAUCCACAAGAGCAGACACUGACAGCACACGAGCGUGCGUGUAGAUUGACUCAACCUGACAUGACUCUGCUGGAUGAAGCUGAAGCAGCAGACUCUCCCACACGACUGAAGCGCAUCUCUGUGUUAGCACAUCAGCGACUCAGAGCGAUUUAAAAAAAAACCCCAAACACCUUCUCAUGCUUGUUUUUUAAAUUAUUUAAUACUUUGAGGCAGUUUUGAAAUCUGUUCUGGCCUUUUAACUCGCUUCUUCACUACUCUACUACUCUACUCACUUCUCCUGCUCCAUGUAAAGUUUCCUCACUCGAUUACCUUAUUAAUGCCUCGCCCACAAAUGUGUUUCAUCUUAGCUACUGUUUCUAGGCUGCACAGGCUUUACAGAACACUGGUAAAAAUCCCCCUCAGCGUAAUUAACAUAAACAAAAUACAUCUCUUUUUAUAGUUAUUGUCGCUAAUAACUAUGUAGUACAUAUAGUUAU
This is a messenger RNA of Colossoma macropomum (tambaqui), 2840 nucleotides long. RefSeq names its product fucosyltransferase 8b (alpha (1,6) fucosyltransferase) (gene fut8b). Gene Ontology annotation, cellular component: Golgi cisterna membrane. Gene Ontology annotation, molecular function: protein binding; glycoprotein 6-alpha-L-fucosyltransferase activity. The transcript is spliced from 10 exons. The record is from RefSeq and is a predicted model, not a curated record. Lineage: Eukaryota; Metazoa; Chordata; Actinopteri; Characiformes; Serrasalmidae. Gene Ontology annotation, biological process: protein N-linked glycosylation. The coding region runs from base 347 to 2101 and encodes 584 amino acids.